Messenger RNA from Ilex paraguariensis (yerba mate), 492 nucleotides. Lineage: Eukaryota; Viridiplantae; Streptophyta; Magnoliopsida; Aquifoliales; Aquifoliaceae. The record is from the annotation of a GenBank genome assembly.
AUGUAUGCAUGUAGUCUAGUCGAGUUUGUUGGUCAUGCAGCUGAUAUUAUUCAGAAGUGCAAAAUGGCAGAAGAAAACUUGUUUUCUGCUUUCCUGAAUUACUUCAUAUGGCUUCUGGAGAUGCUAUUGGUUCUGGUGGAGGUCUCACCCUACACCUGUGAUCAUGAAAACACCGGUGAUGAGAUACCCAUGCCUACUUACUUUCGCUUCCUUGCCUUACUUGCCUUCAAGAUAUUUGCAGCAGAGCAGGUGGAUGUUGCUAUCUUGGAGGUUGGGUUAGGUGGAAAAUUUGACGCAACAAAUGUGGUUCAGACACCAGUAGUUUGUGGUAUAACUUCCCUUGGGUACGACCACAUGGAAAUUCUUGGUAACACUCUUGGAGAAAUUGCUGGGGAGAAAGCUGGUAUUUUCAAGCUUGGAGUUCCAGCUUUUACUGUACCCCAGCCUGAUGAAGCAAUGCGUGUGCUUGAAGCGAAGGCUUCCCAAUUGCAU